UUUUAACACUAAUGAUUUUUAAGAAAUUCCUCGGAGCACAGAAAAAUACAGCACCUACCCGCGGGCCUCCAAAUCUCAUAGAGCUCCGCGUCUUCCCCUUUGGUCCCGCCCAGAGCAAACCUGUUGCCUGCGCGCCGCGGUUUCUACCACCGGGUCGGAUGCUUCAAACAUCGGCGGUGACAGGUGGACUCCGGACUGCCGGACUCCCGUUCCCUUGCCCGGCGCUGGCGGAGCAGGUAGAAGGACCUUUCCAGGAUCCGUGCCCGCAGCCGGGAUCCUUCUGCACUCCGACUAACUGCCCUAGUCCUCUGCCCGGCCCUGGUCAUUACUUGGGCCGGAUGAACUGGGCACCGGGGAUGCGCGGGGAAGCUGGCGCGAGCUUGUCAGGAUCGCAUUCGAAUCCGGAUUCUCGCCUAGAUCGCACUCGAACCCCAGAAGAUGCUUACCUGGUUUGCAUUCGGACCCGAAUUCGGGCCCUCAGAAUUACACUAGGACCGGGGCUUGAGCUCCCUGGAUUGCACCUAGACUCGCCUCCCGAGUCCUCCCGAAUGAGAGAAGGCUUUGCUCUGCAGCAAAGAAGUCCGGGACUGGGCGGCCAGCAGGGCGGACCCAACCAAGUUAUCCCUCUCAGUUCGUUUAAGGGGAGCUGCCGAGAGUCUACGCACUGAUCUGGCUGGGCCUGAGC
Messenger RNA from Mus musculus (house mouse), 685 nucleotides. Its product is annotated as predicted gene, 32436. Bases 12 to 668 code for a protein of 218 amino acids. The transcript is spliced from 2 exons. Lineage: Eukaryota; Metazoa; Chordata; Mammalia; Rodentia; Muridae. The record is from RefSeq and is a predicted model, not a curated record.